CGAUAAAAAAGAUCCCCUCCAAAACACCCCACUACAACUUUUGUAUAGUUGAGCGUCGCAACCUCCUCGAAGUGAUUUGCCAUGUCUAUCGAUUUCGCGAGGGAGGAAGAAGUGGUUCUGAGGAGGUGGAGAGAAAUCAAAGCUUUUGAAAGGCAAAUAGAACUUUCUCGAGGCCGAAAACCCUACACUUUCUAUGAUGGACCUCCAUUUGCGACGGGCCUCCCGCAUUAUGGCCAUCUGCUGGCGUCUACGAUCAAAGACAUUAUUCCUCGAUACUGGUCUAUGAAAGGCCAUUUUGUUGAACGAAGAUUUGGCUGGGACACGCAUGGGUUGCCAAUCGAAUACGAAAUCGACCAAAAAUUGGGAGUAUCAGGGAAGCAAGCAGUCCAGGAAUUGGGAAUUACGCGCUACAAUCAAGAAUGCAAGGCUAUUGUCAUGAGAUUUGCAUCUGAAUGGCGACAAACAAUCGAUCGACUUGGUCGGUGGAUUGAUUUUGAUAAUGAUUAUAAGACUAUGAAUCCCACAUUCAUGGAAUCCGUUUGGUGGGUAUUCAAGCAGCUCUUCGAAAAAGAGGUGGUCUAUAGGGGCUAUCGCGUUAUGCCAUUUUCCACCGCACUCCAUACUCCACUCAGUAACUUUGAAGCUCAACAAAAUUAUAAAGACACACAGGAUCCCGCUAUUGUCGUUUCCUUUCCUCUCCUUGAUGAUCCCACGACCAACCUGCUGGCCUGGACAACAACACCAUGGACCCUGCCAGCUCACACCGGUCUUGCUGCCCAUCCGGACUUUGAUUAUAUAAAAAUCCACGAUGAAAAGUCUGGCAAAAACUAUAUUCUUCUAGAGGCACUUAUUCGCACAUUGUACAAGGAUCCGAAGAAGGCAAAGUUCACGAUCCUUCAACGAUUUAAAGGCAAAGACAUGCUAGGCUGGAGAUACGAACCACUCUUUGACUAUUUCUAUGAGGAAUUCAAGGAUGUUGGUUUCCGGGUGCUCAAUGCGAGUUAUGUCACCCAAGAUAGCGGUGUUGGUCUUGUGCAUCAAGCUCCAGCUUAUGGUGAAGAGGACUACAAUGUUGCUUUCCAGGCAGGAGUGAUCAGUGACAAGCGCCUGCCUCCGAACCCGGUGGAUGACAGUGGCUGUUUCACCUCCGAAGUGCGAGAUUUUGCGGGCCAAUAUGUAAAGACAGCGGACAAGGCUAUCAUUAAACAUCUGAAGAAUACUGGCCGUCUCGUUGUGGAUGGACAAAUUACUCACAGCUACCCGUUCUGUUGGCGCUCUGACACGCCGCUUAUUUAUCGGGCUGUUCCGGCAUGGUUUGUGAGGAUACCCGAUAUCAUUCCGCAAAUGCUGGAUAAUAUUGAGAAAUCCCACUGGGUACCUGCCUUUGUAAAGGAAAAGCGCUUCGCCAGCUGGAUUGCAAAUGCUCGGGACUGGAACGUCUCAAGGAAUCGCUACUGGGGGACCCCUAUACCAUUAUGGGCAAACGAGGAUUUCACCGAGAUAGUAUGUGUCGGCAGCGUUCAGGAGCUCAAGGAGCUGAGUGGGUUUGAAGGAGAUCUGAGCGAUUUGCAUCGGGAUCAUGUCGACAAAAUUACAAUCCCCAGUAAAAGAGGAACCGGUGUUCUCCGUCGCAUCGAGGAAGUUUUUGACUGCUGGUUUGAAUCGGGCAGUAUGCCAUACGCUUCGCAACACUAUCCUUUCGAGAAUAAAGGCGUCUUCGAGAAGUCUUUCCCUGGAGAUUUCAUAGCAGAGGGGUUGGAUCAAACCCGUGGAUGGUUUUACACCCUUGCAGUCCUCGGCACCCAUCUCUUUGGCACUUUGCCGUUUAAGAAUUGCGUCGUAAACGGCAUAGUCCUUGCCGAAGAUGGGAAAAAGAUGUCAAAACGGCUCAAGAACUAUCCUGACCCCUCCCUCAUAAUGAACAGAUAUGGGUCCGAUGCACUUCGGCUCUAUCUUAUUAAUUCUCCUGUUGUACGAGCGGAGCCGCUCAGGUUCAAGGAGUCGGGGGUCAAGGAAAUCGUUGCUAAGGUCUUACUUCCUCUGUGGAACAGUUACAAAUUCUUUGAAGGACAAGUCACGUUACUGAAGAAGAUGGAAGAUGUUGACUAUGUGUUCGACCCGAAGGCAGGAUCCACCAACGAGAAUGUUAUGGAUCGGUGGAUUCUCGCCAGCUGCCAGAGCCUUCUCAAAUUUGUGAACGAAGAAAUGGCCGCUUAUCGACUAUACACGGUCGUCCCUCGCCUGUUGGCGUUGAUUGACAACACCACAAACUGGUACAUUCGCUUCAACCGUAAGCGCUUGAAGGGUGAGCUCGGCCUCGACGAUACACAGCACGCGCUCAAUACGCUUUUCGAGGUGCUCUUCACAUUGUGCAGAGGGCUUGCACCAUUUACGCCCUUUCUUACAGAUAAUAUUUAUCAACGUUUAGCCGUUCACAUCCCCGGGGAACUCCAGGGCGAAGAUCCCAGGAGUGUACAUUUCUUGCCCUUCCCAGAGGUCAAGGAGGAGCUUUUCGAUGCAGCGGUAGAACGUCGUGUUGGGAGGAUGCAAAAGAUCAUUGAACUCGCGCGCAUAUCGCGAGAGAGGAGAGCAAUUGGUCUUAAGACCCCUUUGAAGUCUCUCAUUGUGAUCCACCCAGACCCGCAAUAUCUUGAUGACGUCAGAUCUCUUCAAUCCUACAUUUGUGAGGAGCUUAAUAUCCGAGAUCUUGUCCUUUCAGCCAAUGAAGACAAAUAUAACGUUCAGUACAGCGUCACGGCAGAUUGGCCAACUCUCGGCAAGAAGCUGAAGAAGGAUGCACAGAAGGUUAAAAAGGCCCUUCCAAGCCUGACCAGCGACAAUGUUCGGCAGUUUGCGCUGACGAAACGGAUCGUCGUUGAUGGAAUUGAGCUUGGCCAAGAGGAUCUCGUGAUUAAGCGGGCACUCGGUCAAGAUGAUGCCUCGAAGAACUUAGAACCUAAUGUGGAUGACGAAGUCUUGACUAUUUUGGAUGCAGAAAUCUACCCUGGACUGGCACAAGAGGGUCUCGCUCGCGAGAUUAUAAACCGUGUCCAAAAGCUGCGCAAAAAGGCGGGAUUGGUUCCUACCGAUGACGUGAAAAUGGAAUAUCAGGUUCUCAGCGAUCCCGAAAUGGUUGGGAUAAAGGAGGCUUUUGAGCAGCAAACAUCACUGAUCGAGAAAGCGCUUAGAAGAUCGCUUGAUAGUACCACUACUGCCGAGGGACAAUCGAAGGCAGGAUCUUCAGUCACCCGCGAUCUUAUUCUGGAGGAAGAGCAGGAGGUACAAAAGGCGACGUUCUUACUCCGACUGAUGAAACUCUAGUAAGCCUUUAGAAGAUAAAACUUUACGAGCACCGCGUCAUUUAGAAUCGUAGACAUUACAAUUCAUGGAAUAGUACAUUGAACAGUUGGCAGCAAAGAAUCCUGCUCUAGAUAGAAAUCCAACAUUUAUUUAAAUAUUUAGCCUAGUGCGCGAAUACUGGUGGUCAAAAACUCAGGCG
Messenger RNA from Xylona heveae TC161, 3499 nucleotides. Its product is annotated as isoleucyl-tRNA synthetase. The transcript is spliced from 3 exons. Lineage: Eukaryota; Fungi; Ascomycota; Xylonomycetes; Xylonales; Xylonaceae. The record is from RefSeq and is a predicted model, not a curated record. The coding region runs from base 82 to 3321 and encodes 1079 amino acids. Gene Ontology annotation, molecular function: tRNA binding; ATP binding; isoleucine-tRNA ligase activity. Gene Ontology annotation, biological process: isoleucyl-tRNA aminoacylation.